UCAAGACAGACCGCUUUGGAAAUGUGUGUUUUUGAGUCCUGAAGUCCCACUCAGGUCCACAGCUCUUGUGUGCUUGAGUAUUUUUUCCCCAGGUCUACACAUACUAGAACAGAAUCUGAACAACAGGCAUUGAAAUAAGCCUGAGUUUUAAAAUCAUGUUUGUUUCCUUGCUGUGGGAUUGGAAACAGGGAGUCACCCACCUGCAGCGGAGUCUCAUCUGGGGGGUUGUUCUCCUUCUUGUCACCAUGGUUCUUCUUUCCAUGAGGCAUUAUGACAUUCCAGUGGCAGUCAAUGACCGAAGAUCUGGAGAACAGAUGCUGGGUGAGUUGAAACUGCCCGAAACCAUGUUGGUGGAUGUAAUGGACCACAUCAGCAGGGAUGAAAACCUCAAGGUUCAUGCGUCACGUUCAACAGUUGGAAGAGGCCUGGUGCUUGGAGACCUUUUCAUUGCUAUAAAGACAACAAAGAAGUUCCACCAGUCCAGAAUGAGAUUACUGCUACUUACUUGGAUAUCCCGGGUCAAGGAACAGACAUAUGUCUUCACGGAUGAAGAAGAUGAUGAACUGCAAGGAGCACUGGGUGAUCAUGUGGUGUUCACCAACUGCUCUGCAGAACACAACCACCCAGCACUCUCUUGCAAAAUGGCAGCCGAGUUUGAUGCAUUUUUGGCUAGUGAACUGAGCUGGUUUUGCCAUCUUGACGAUGACAACUACUUGAAUCCACAAGCUCUGCUGAAACUAUUGUCCUCUUACUCUCCAGACCAAGAUGUAUAUAUUGGGAAACCCAGUUUGAACAGGCCAAUUCAUGCCUCAGAAACCUUGCCUAACAACCAGACAAAGUCAGUGUAUUUUUGGUUUGCCACUGGGGGAGCUGGAUUCUGCAUCAGUCAGAAGCUGGCCAACAAGAUGACCCCUUGGGCAAGUGGCAGCAACUUUCUGAGCACAUCAGAGCUCAUCCGCCUUCCAGACGACUGCACCGUGGGAUACAUUGUUGAAUGCAAGUUAGGAGGCCGCCUGAUUGCUAGCGACCUCUUCCAUUCUCACCUGGAGAACCUGCAGCUAAUGCAGACAGACCAACUAGCCAGUCAGGUCACGCUGAGCUUCGGCAUUUUUGAGAAGAAGCUCAAUGCUAUCAAACUAGCUGGCCCUUUCUCCCAGCAUGACGACCCUUCCAGGUUCCGAUCGCUUCACUGCAUCCUCUAUCCAGAUACUUCUUGGUGCCCUUAGCCAGUCACCCAGUGACACCAGGUCAGAAACCAUCGCCAUGACUUGAUGGAUAGCCAGAAGAACUCGGGGCUCUCCCAACUCUCUGUCCAACAGCGCUGAUCUCUAAUGAGAACUUUACUGAUGACUAGAAAAGGACUACAGCAAGAGAGGAGGAGCCAUGUUCAGUGUCAAGAGGAUGGAUAAAUUGUGUGUGGUACUCAAAUGCCACCUGUGGUCUUCCUUCCCAUAUCCACGCUGGGAGUUUGCAAGGAAUCUGGCCUGUUUCGGUGAGAGCUCUUCAGUACAGUUAAAAGGAAGUGGAAUGCAGGACUGAAUAGAGGAGUCAAAUUUGUGAGUGCUCUUCCAGGUAAAACUCUUUGCAUGAAGAGCACAUCAGAAAGAGGGCUGUAUUUGACUUUUCUUCCAAGUGGACCAGUUUUCUACACGUGGGGAUUUGCCACAUGGGAGCUCAUUAAAAAAACUGCGGCUCCUCACUUGCGGUCUGAAGGAGUACAGUUCAGGAUUCUGUCAUGUUAAUCGGCCACCUCAUUCUGUGUAAUCUGUGGAGUGGCUACUGUACCAUUUGUGGAUGGAGGGAAAACAGAUUAUCUGUUGCUGUGAUACAGAUAAAUAGAAGCAGAUGUGUUA
This is a messenger RNA of Sphaerodactylus townsendi, 1853 nucleotides long. It is a transcript of the gene MFNG, whose product is annotated as MFNG O-fucosylpeptide 3-beta-N-acetylglucosaminyltransferase. Lineage: Eukaryota; Metazoa; Chordata; Lepidosauria; Squamata; Sphaerodactylidae. The transcript has 8 exons. The record is from RefSeq and is a predicted model, not a curated record. Gene Ontology annotation, molecular function: O-fucosylpeptide 3-beta-N-acetylglucosaminyltransferase activity. Gene Ontology annotation, cellular component: membrane. Gene Ontology annotation, biological process: regulation of Notch signaling pathway. Bases 156 to 1226 code for a protein of 356 amino acids.